AUGGAGACCAAUACCGCCACACCAAGUUAUUCAUUGAUCACCGUCCGUCGAAACCCACACCGUAAGGCCAGGUCUACCUCCUUAUUCAAUGCAUCUCGACUUCCGCUUCAGUCCACUUCAUCCUCUGAAUUGCCUAAAAUUUCUUCGUUUCCAAUCCAAGAUGUUCUCUCAGAAAAAAUCCGGCAAAAUUCCCCCACCAUCACUGCCGCCUCGCCCUCGACAUCACCUCCGCAAGAUUCAGUCCUAGAAAACCUCAAAGUCUUUUUGAGAAUCCGUCCUCUUGUGCCACUUAAAGGCUCAAAAAAUAACGCAGGAGAUCAACAUGCUAGUUGUAUUUCGGUGAGCCAGGAUUUUUGUUCGGUUACUUUGUCACCUCCUUUGCAUCUACAAGAAACUAAACGCGUCAAAUCGGAGAUUUAUGAAGGGUUUUCUUAUGUGUUUUCAGAUGAGUCGACUCAGUCUGAAGUAUACGAAAAGAUGGUGAAUCCGUUGGUUGAGAAUUUCCUCAACGGUAAAAGUGGAAUGUUGGCGGCAUUGGGGUCGACAGGCUCCGGCAAGACACAUACAAUUUUUGGAAGUUCCCGUGAACCUGGUAUGGUUCCUCUAACACUCAAACGGAUUUUCAAGUCCGCUCAAGGGUGUGCCUUCCAGUCCUCAAGGCAAUUUUACUUAUCUAUUUUCGAAAUAUGUGCUGAGCGAGGAAAAGCGGAGAGGAUAUGCGAUUUAACUUCUGAUAGACCAGAUCUGUCUAUGCAGCAAUCAACCAUUAAAGGGCUCCAGGAGGUUCUAGUCCAUGAUGUUGCUGAGGCAGAGUUGUUGAUAGCUCGUGCUCUUCUGAGACGUUCUACGGCUAUGACAAAUGCCAACAGCCAGUCAAGCCGUUCCCAGUGCAUCAUCAACAUUAGGGGAGGUACUGAAAUGUCUGAUCCAGAAAAUGAUAAACAAUCAAAUUCUGCUGUAUUAUCCAUAGUUGACCUUGCUGGAGCAGAAAGAGAAAAGAACUGGAAAUCAGGUAUUACUUAUUUUCUGAUUAAAGAUGUGGUUAUUACUUAA
Messenger RNA from Hibiscus syriacus, 1053 nucleotides. Its product is annotated as kinesin-like protein KIN-6. NCBI's taxonomy places the organism in Eukaryota, Viridiplantae, Streptophyta, Magnoliopsida, Malvales, Malvaceae. Bases 1 to 1053 code for a protein of 350 amino acids. Gene Ontology annotation, cellular component: kinesin complex; microtubule. Gene Ontology annotation, molecular function: microtubule motor activity; ATP hydrolysis activity; ATP binding. Gene Ontology annotation, biological process: microtubule-based movement. The transcript is spliced from 6 exons. The record is from RefSeq and is a predicted model, not a curated record.